AGAAUGAAAGAAAAUGUCAAUUCGAAUUUAAGUUCUCUAGAAGAGGAAGAAUUUUCGGGUGAUUCUGAUCCGAAUUUAGGAGUCAAUUUAAAUUCUGAUGAUAAUAUGUUGGCUCCGGAAGAUAUAGCUAAUGACGCUUUUAGAAGGAUUUUCCGAGAAGUUCCCAAUUUCGAGAUUGGUGAGGAGAGGCGAUCGUUUGUUAACCAUGAAGGAGAAGCAGCAACUGGGCAUGUUUGUGUUAAGUCUUUUAUUUGCAAACUAAGUGGAGGAAAACAACAACUGGCAUCUCGGUCGGAACAGUGUAGUCCUAAAAGACACAAAUCGCCGACAAGUCGGCAUACUCCAUCUAUUCAUUCGCCAUUCGCAAAACGAAGAUUGCUUCUUUGGGAAUCUUUAAAUUCUGUUAGGAAAACUAAAUCUUCAGCUUUGCCUACAAUGCCGAAAACAAAAUGGAAAUCGAGAGGAGUUACAGCUUCGACGCCAGAUUUGAAAAUGGAGGACCGAAAUUUUGAAGAAGGAUUAAAUCCAGAAAAUAAUGAGCGGGUUUACUCUAGAAACGGAAACGGAAAUUCUUAUAGGAUUUUAAUUGUAUAUAAUAAUUUGCAACUGUGCAAUAUAAUUUUGAAUUGUAUUAUUGUGGCUGUAGGUCUUAUUAUUAUUUCGUGCGCUACAGCGGUUGCUUUCAACAAAGAAAUUUUUCUCAUGAUAUUGAAUCAUCAUGUAUACGUCCUUAUAUUAUUUUCUUUGUUCUCAGUUUCAACAAUUUUAUUGAUACUGGCAGGACUCAGUAUUACUCAUCAAUCAUCGAGAAAAACCAUCGCUCAUGGUGUUGCUGCCUUAUUUAUGGCAGUUAUUUUAAUAUCUUUGGCAAUUGUUGAAAACGCGGUUGAAACGAAAAUUCUAUUUGACGUAGAAUCGCAAAUGCUCUCAACGAUUCAGUAUAAACCAAUAAUUUGGGAUUACUUGCACGAAAAAUUAAAGUGCUGCGGAGUAAGAGGCUAUCUAGAUUGGUGUACCAAAGCGAAUUUUGAUUCGACGGAAAAUAUGAGAGAAAAAAAUUUUUUGGGAUCACUUGUAUGUACACCUCCCAUUUCUUGUUGUGUGGAUUAUAAAAGUGACGCUGAAGUGAAUUAUAAGUACCAAAGUAGACAGGACCUUUGUCUUCAGACACCCACACCUUGGAAUUCUUAUCAAAAUGGAUGCAUAUCACCAAUUAAAAGUGAAAUGUAUUUCUUGGGAAAAAUAUAUAGAAUAACAAACUUUGGACUAGCGAUUACAUUAAUGCUAUCUGCGACACUUUCUGUUAUCCAGUUUACCCUUUUUUGAAUCUGGGAAAUCACUUGAAUGAAUAAAUCGAAAUUUGGAACAACGCAUAUUUUUAUUUCCUUUAUUUGCAAUCGAAUUGUUUUAAUCGGAAUAAAUUCAAUUAAUUUAAAAGUAUCUA
This is a messenger RNA of Belonocnema kinseyi, 1444 nucleotides long. RefSeq lists its product as uncharacterized. The record is from RefSeq and is a predicted model, not a curated record. The transcript has 10 exons. The coding region runs from base 4 to 1326 and encodes 440 amino acids. NCBI's taxonomy places the organism in Eukaryota, Metazoa, Arthropoda, Insecta, Hymenoptera, Cynipidae. Gene Ontology annotation, cellular component: membrane.